AUGAGUGAGCAGUGCUUUGAGACAAUACACGUUGGUGAAGCCUUUAGCGAUGCGGAAGAAGAAUCCUUGAUUUCUAGAAUCCACAAUGUAGGAAAUGUGUCGUCUAAACGAAAACUAGAUAACGCCGAGAUUAUUCACCCGGUCGACACGUUGGAUUUCAGUACCAUCGAGCUUGUAGUUAAUUAUUACAGUUUUGGUCUUACAGCAGUUAAUGCAGCUGUCAAAACAGGACGUGACCAGGCUGAAGCCUUGGCAGGAGCACAAGCGGCUGGUUGGGGAUCUCAACCAGGUUUCGGGCUGUCUGGAACAAAUGCCAAUACUAAUACCUUCACUCAAAACGUUGGGGGCUUCGACUUCUCCAGCGCCAACGCUAACGCUAACGCGUUCAACCAAGGGUUUGGACAAAACGGUUUUGGUGGCAGUGCGGCGAACGCAAACGCGCAGUCCUUUGAAAGUGGUGGUCCACUGGGAUCUUUUGGAGCUUCCGCAGCCAAUUCCGCCUCGCAAGGCUUCAAUGUAGGACCCGGUGGGCUUUCGGGGUCGGCCACAUUUGCAGGAAGCCAAACGUACGAUCUACCAGGGGACAGAGAAAUUUCUAUCUCUUACUCGAAUGGAUUUGGAAUCGGACCAGAUGGGCGUCCAACUAUUUCCAGAGGAAAUGCAAUUAGUGUGAGCUAG
Messenger RNA from Sabethes cyaneus, 678 nucleotides. RefSeq lists its product as uncharacterized. NCBI's taxonomy places the organism in Eukaryota, Metazoa, Arthropoda, Insecta, Diptera, Culicidae. The record is from RefSeq and is a predicted model, not a curated record. The transcript is spliced from 4 exons. Bases 1 to 678 code for a protein of 225 amino acids.